Durio zibethinus is the source of this 1593-nucleotide messenger RNA. RefSeq names its product IAA-amino acid hydrolase ILR1-like. The record is from RefSeq and is a predicted model, not a curated record. Gene Ontology annotation, molecular function: IAA-Ala conjugate hydrolase activity. Gene Ontology annotation, biological process: auxin metabolic process. NCBI's taxonomy places the organism in Eukaryota, Viridiplantae, Streptophyta, Magnoliopsida, Malvales, Malvaceae. Gene Ontology annotation, cellular component: endoplasmic reticulum.
UAAUAGAAAGUUUUGGGAGAGACAGGGCCGUUGGCAAAGAAAAAUAUGCGACUUUCAAGAUCCAAAUGCAGUGUCCAAAUCAAAGCCCAAGCUGAUAUCGAUGUCCUUCUACCGAUGAUUCCAACACGCGGUCCCAAGAAGUUCCUUUCACACCCGAGAUCAAGGGGAGUCAGAGACGCUUCUGUUCCAAUUCUCCAAAUUUCUCUCCAAACUUAGCCCAGCUAAAGUUCAUGGGUUUUAUAUUUUGUUUAGUACUCUCAACUUUCCUAUGGCAAUUUGAGGCCCUGGAGACUCCGUCUGGCAAAGAGCUGGAGCCUUUGACUCGAGAGUUGUUGGAAUCUGCAAGAAAACCUGAGUUCUUUGAAUGGAUGAUAGGGGUUAGGAGGAAAAUUCAUGAGUACCCAGAGGUGGGAUUUGAAGAAGACAAGACAAGUGAACUCAUCAGGACAGAGUUGGACUCACUUGGGAUUACCCACAAAUGGCCAGUUGCUAAAACUGGGGUGGUUGCUACAAUUGGUUCUGGUGUUAAACCGGUUUUCUCUCUCAGAGCUGACAUGGAUGGCCUCCCUAUUCGGGAAUUAGUAGAGUGGGAGCAUAAAAGCAAGGUUGAUGGUAAGAUGCAUGCUUGUGGUCAUGAUUCUCAUGUAGCAAUGGUACUUGGAGCAGCAAAGCUACUUCAGGCAAAAAGAGAUGAAUUAAAGGGAACAAUAAAGCUAGUUUUCCAGCCUGGGGAAGAGGGCUAUGCUGGUGCUUACCAUAUGUUACAAGAUGGUGCUCUGGAUGAUAUAGAUGCCAUCUUUGCUUUACAUGUUUUGCCAGCAUAUCCUACCGGUGUCCUUUCUUCAAGGCCUGGAGCAAUGACUUCUGGAGCUGGGCGCUUUUCAGCCACAAUCCAAGGAAAAGGUGGACAUGCGGCACUUCCCCAUCUUAAUAGGGACCCAAUUCUUGCAGCUUCUUUUGCCAUUGUUGCUCUCCAGCAGAUUGUCUCCCGGGAGACAGAUCCUUUUGAGGCUAGAGUAGUGACAGUGGGGUUCGUGGAGGGAGGUAAAGUAGGAAAUGUGAUCCCAGAUUCAGUGAGAUUUGGCGGAACCUUCAGAAGCUUGACUAAUGAAGGACUCCCCCUCCUCCAGAAAAGGAUUAAAGAGGUCAUAGAAAUGCAAGCAGCUGUGCAUCAAUGUACUGCCACAUUAGACUUUCUGGAGGACGUCGCAUUGCCUUAUCCCGUUUUAAGUAAUGAUGAAGCAUUGUAUGAACAUGCAAAGAAGGUUGGUGAGACCUUAGUUGGAGCAGGUAAUGUGCAGCUUCAUCCAAAAAUUACUGGCGCAGAAGACUUCAGUUUCUUCUCACUAAAGACUAAGGCUGUGAUGUUUGGGCUUGGGAUAAGGAAUGAAACCUUGAAAUCAAAUCAAGUGUUGCACUCACCUUAUUUUUUUCUUGAUGAAUCGGCUUUACCUAUUGGAGCAGCUUUUCAUGCUGCUGUUGCCGUUUCAUACUUGGAUAGCCAUUUUGUAGCUCAAUAGGAAGAUUUGACAUAAAUGUAUAUUUGAAAAGACAGAAGUAGCAUUUGCUUUUAUACAGCAAAUUGCUGGAAAA